CUUUAUUAUGUACUGUAAUACUCCAGAUAGAUACACCCUGCAACAUCUCUGAGGAGAGGCUCUAUGUGGCUCACUUCCCAUUAUCAUCUUUAAAAACACACAGCUGCUACAAUAGACUGCAGUGUGGAGGGGUGUCUCGCUUUGAUCUUUAAAUACCCUCUAACGUUAAGGCACACUCGUUGGCUUUGAUUUUUUUCCCUUCCUUUUACAACUGAUGGGCAAAAUGCAGACGCUCCCUUGAAUCUCUCCCUGUGUAGCUGUAGUACAGCAGAGAAUGCGAGAACACCUACCCUCUCUUUUUAUUUUUUUCUUCCUCCAACACCACCACCAUCUGUCCCUUUCUUCCAUUUCAUGUGCUCAAGCAAAAUCCACACCCCUCUCAUAGCAACAGCACGCUGCCGCCACCCCCCGCGCCUUGCAGUGAAUUUUUCUUCCCCUGGAUCUUCGCCUCGCACCAUGUAGACGGUCCCUGAGCCCUGCCUGACGGUUCAGUGUUCCCCCCUCCCCCACCAGCCGCGCUCCUGUUUCACUCAAAGAUGGCGUCGGCUCUAGAGCCCCUGGUCUCAGGCUGCAUUUUUAGGCUUGUUGUUGUCUCCGUUUCGCACCGUUUUGGCACGUUCUCCUCGGCAGCUCGACACGAAAUUCCGGGUUUGUCAGCUAUUGAAGUGCAAUAGGCAUGAAGGUGAUCAGCUCUGGCUGCUCCCUGGAGUGAGAUGUCUGUUCUGUCCCAGAGCUGAGAAGCCCAGACUGCUGGAAGAGUGAGAGAGAACGAGAGAACGUGGAUGCAGAGGAAAAGUCUCAUCUGGUGGAAUCCUAUAGUCCUCAGAAAACAUACUUACUGUAUUGCCCUCAUCUUUAUCAUUGAAAGACUAGUUUAAUGUCCUGGAGACCGUGAUCAUCUUUUACAGUUCACACUGAUAAUCGGCUGUUUGCUAAUGCGAUAGGCAAAGUGGACAACACCAUAUUUUUCUGAAAGCCCCGGUUGUCAAGAUCUACUCUACCAUACCUUGGGUGCUGUGGGAGUUUAAGUUGCUAAUAGACCUGCUACUUCCCCCACUCCCCCUGCUUCUCACCAGGGACCUUUGCCUGGCUGGGAGUGGGUGGUGGGUGGACAAUAUUUUACCAGGUUGCGGGUUGACUUGGGGUUUAUGCUAUGGUCAGCUGCUCCCUACCGUGCUGCUCAUACUUGGCUUCUGUGAGACUCUCUGUGCGACCCCAGGACAAGGGAUAGUAAGCAGGCAGAGGGCAAAGAGAAAAAGGAGGAGGUGGCGGCGCUACGGCGCAGGCCAGGUGUUGGCUACAGUCCCUGUUUUUUUCUGCAGGCAUUGCCCCUGCACCCACCCAGACCGCAACCAUGGUGAAACUGGCAAACCCAAUGUACACCCAAUGGAUCCUAGAGGCAAUCAAGAAGGUGAAGAAACAGAAGCAGCGACCAUCAGAGGAGCGCAUUUGCAAUGCUGUCUCCAUGUCCCAUGGCCUAGACCGCAAAACAGUUCUGGAGCAGCUAGAGCUCAGUGUCAAGGAUGGUACCAUUCUUAAGGUCACUAACAAAGGUCUCAACUCUUACAAGGACCCUGAUAACCCUGGGCGCUUGGCUCUGCCCAAACCCAAAAGUGGUGGCAGCUCUGGAGCAGACGCAGGGGGAGCUGGCAGUAGCAGUGGUGGCACUAGCUCUCACUCCCAUUCGGGGAAAAAAACGGGACUUGACUGGAACAAGCUGAUCAAGCGGGCAUUGGAGGGGCUCCAUGAGAGCGGUGGAUCAAGCUUAAAGAACAUUGAGUGCUUUCUCAAAUGCCAGGCUGAUGUGGCGGCGUUCUUGUCAGGCAGCGGCUCAAUGGGCCCUGGCCUCUUCCACCAGCAGUUGAGGGUGGCCCUGAAGAGGGCAGUGGCCCAUGGGCGUGUGGCCAAGCAGGGUCCGCUGUUUGAGCUUGUCAGUCGCAACUGCUCCCAGGAUGAUGGGACCGGGACAGUGUCUCUAGAAUCACUACCACCUGUGCGCUUGCUCCCUCAUGAGAAAGACAAGCCUGUGGCCGAGCCCAUCCCCAUCUGCAGCUUCUGUUUGGGGACCAAGGAGCAGAAUCGCGAUAAAAAGCCAGAAGAGCUCAUCUCCUGUGCCGACUGUGGCAAUAGUGGCCACCCGUCUUGUCUCAAGUUCUCCCCGGAGCUCACAGCACGAGUCAAGGCUCUGUGGUGGCAGUGCAUCGAAUGCAAGACUUGCAGCAGCUGUCAGGAUCAAGGAAAGAAUGCGGACAACAUGUUGUUCUGUGACUCCUGUGACCGUGGCUUCCACAUGGAGUGUUGUGACCCUCCACUCACGCGGAUGCCGAAAGGCAUGUGGAUUUGUCAAAUCUGCCAACCCAGGAAAAAAGGAAAGAAACUUUUACAUGAAAAAGCAGCACAAAUCAAACGGCGCUACAACGCACCACUGGGGCGGCCCAAGAACAGGCCAGGCCGGCCCUUCAAAAAGCUAGUUGGGCGUGGUCGGCGGAAGCGCUCGACCUCAGCCAACUCAUCCUCCAGCUCCUCUUUCGAGGGUUAUCCUGGUGACGACCGGCUGCUUUUUUCGAUGCGGGAUGAUGACGAUAUGUCGCAGAGCAGCCUGCGCUUGAACAACAAGACCAAAGGCCUCAUUGAUGCCCUCACAAAGUUCUUCACACCUUCGCCUGAAGGCCGUAAGGCACGACAGGAAGUGGUGGACUACUCACAGCAGUGCCGCAUUCGAAAGAAAGCCAGUCGGAAAGAAGGAGAUGACAGGGGGGACAAUCAGGAAGGCAGUGACUGGCGUGAUGAUGAUGACAAACUGCCUGGCCAUGAGAGCCUGAUGGAAAAAGACAUUGAACUGUUCAGACACAUCCAGGAGUUGGCGCUACAGAAAGUUGGGGUGACAGGUCCACCGGAUCCUCAAAUGCGCUGUCCGUCAGUCAUCGAACUUGGCAAAUUUGAAAUCCAGACAUGGUAUUCAUCUCCUUACCCCCAGGAAUACAGCAGACUACCCAAGCUCUACCUGUGUGAGUUCUGCCUACGCUACAUGAAGAGUCGCAGCAUCCUCUACCAGCACAUGAAGAAGUGCAACUGGUUCCACCCCCCUGCCAACGAGAUCUACAGGAAAGACGACGUCUCUGUAUUUGAGGUUGAUGGGAACGUCAGCACAAUCUACUGUCAGAACCUGUGUCUCCUGGCCAAGCUGUUUCUGGACCACAAGACCCUGUACUAUGAUGUUGAGCCUUUCCUCUUUUAUGUCCUGACCCAGAAUGACAGCAAAGGUUGCCACCUCGUUGGCUACUUCUCCAAGGAAAAGCACUGUCAACAGAAAUACAACGUAUCAUGCAUCAUGAUUCUUCCACAGUACCAACGCAAGGGCUAUGGGCGCUUUCUCAUCGACUUCAGCUACUUAUUGUCCAAGCGCGAGGGCCAGCCAGGAUCUCCAGAGAAGCCACUGUCGGACCUAGGUCGGCUGUCUUACAUGGCCUAUUGGCGCAGUGUGGUACUGGAAUGUCUCCAUGAGGUCUGUGAUCGACAGAUCACCAUACGACAGCUUAGCAAACUGACAGGAAUCUGCCCCCAGGACAUCACCACCACUCUGCACAGCCUCAACAUGCUGGAACAGCGAGGAGACAGGCUGGUCCUGGUGCGAAAGGAGAAGCUGGUGGCUAGCCACAUGGCUCGUCUCAAGGCCCGGCCGCGGCAGCUGGAAGUCGACCCAGAGUGUCUCCGCUGGACUCCUGUCAUUGUAACCAAUGCCGUGGUCUCUGAUGCAGAUGGAGAUGAUGACGAGGAUGAUGAAGAACCAGAGGACGACAGCCCCAAGGAGAUCAAACAGAUUCACAAGGUGCCACCAAUGUCCUGGCACAUGCGCCAAGGGAAGCGAAGGGAUGAGGAGGAGGAGGAGGAGGAGGAGGAAGACGAAAGAAGAGGCUUCCUGGGGUUUCCCAUUGCCCAGAGCUCUCCAGCUUUUGCUCCUGUUCGCUGUCCACCUCCUGUCCCACAAGCACCACGACCGCCACCCCCAACAAAUGGAGAGCGCAGGCCACGGGGGCGACCACCCAAAAACUGGCCCUGGGGCAAGGUAAAGGACAGAUCACGGGUGGGACGGCCACCUAAGAUCCGCCAUGUGGAGGAUGAGGAUGAUGAAGAUGAGGAGGGAACAGAGGGAGGAAAAACCACAGGCUCUGCCAACAGCCCCCCCUCCCUUUUCUCCCUGGACAGACAAGCAGAGUCUACAGUCUUUCACUCACUGGACAUGGCCAGGCACCCCUCCAUAACCCCCACACGAAGAGGCCGGCCCCCAAGGAAAAAGAGAGGCCCUAAGCCCAGACUGAUGGAACCUGGAGAGGGACUGGUACAACUGCCUGUGAUUUCUAGAUUGAAUGAGUCUCUGUCUGUAACAAAGAGCUGCUUCAGUGAAAGCAGUGAGGAAGAGGAUGACGACGACGAUGAUGAUGAGAGGAGGGCAUGCUCCCCACCCAUCCUCACCAAGCCUGCCAUGGGACUCAAAUGCAAGAAGCCCCUGAGGAAACGUCGCUUUCGCCAGCGCAGCCACCCUCACAGCAGCGUGGUGACAGAGACCAUUUCUGAAACCACAGAGGUGCUGGAUGAGCCCUUUGUAGACUCAGACUCUGAAAGGCCUAUGCCCAGGCUGGAGGAGGAGAUGUCCCUGGGCCAUCCACUGCACCGCCAUCCCCCACUCCCUUCUGCUCUGAGGUUGUCAGACCCAGCACCCAAAAGGAGCCGACACACCAACCUCACAGAUUCAGAAGAAGAUGAGUUAACACCUCUGCUGAAGCCUGUUGCUGCUCUGUCAGCAACUCCAUCAGAGACUCUAGGAGGCAACUCUGAGGUCCCAAUCAAGAAGAAGAAAGGCUGGCCUAAGGGGAAGAGCCGCAAACCACUGCACUGGAAGAAACGGGGACCUGGAAAACCACCCAGUGGUGGGUCCGACCAGCGAGCAGCUUCAGACAGUCAGGCCCAAAGUGGGGAUCCUCCACCCCCCAAAAUCAAGAUGAAACCUGGCCGCAAGCCCCGGAGCUGGUACUUGCAGCGGGCCCAGGAGGAGGCAGAGCGGCAGGAGCAGGAAAGGCAAAGGUUGUUGUUGGAGCAGCAGCUGGACAAAGAUCCUCAGCUGCUCCAGACAGAUGACCGAAACAGCAAGCGUGUCUGCAGAAACAAUGCUAACAGAGACAACAAACAGAAGGACUCUGAUGAAGAAGAUGACUAUCUCCCUAAGCCUGUCGAGCAGAAGGUACCCAAAAGGCGAGGGAGACCGCCCAAGAACCGCACCCUAUGCCAGCCACCACAGCCUGCCCCCAAACCACCUGCCACAUCUGAGCCAGACGAGGAGGAAGAGGAGGAGGAGGAGGAGGAGGACGAGGAGGAGGAGACUGAAAGAGCCUGGGAGGAAGAAAAACCCAGCCGUCCACCAUCCCGUCCUCUGCUGUCCCCUUCUUCCUCCUCUUCCACCUCAGGGCCUCGGGCUCCACAGCCUCGGCCUCAUGAUACAGAUCUGGGUGACAGGGAAGAAGAUGACGAUGAUGACGAGAGGGAGGAGGAAGAAUGUGGCAGCAUGGGCAGCGGUGGUGGUAGUAUCAACAGGCGAACAGCAGUCAUGCCCAGUUCAGGAAGCAGGCGCAGUGAAGACCAUGAUGCAGAUGAUGAAGGUGACGGACACUUAGAGGACAAGACCAGCAGCAAGAAGAGAAAAAGUCAGGACUCUGAAGAUGAAGAUGAGGAUGAGGAAGAGGGGCCUUCCUCUCGUGUAGGCUCUCCUCCGGUCAAAGAAGAACCACAAGGUGGAGAGCCUUUUUUAGACAUGGAGAACAGUGUAGCCCAGGACUAUGUCAGCAAGCAGGAGGAGGAGGAAGAAGAGGAGGAGGAGGAGGCUGAGGAAGCAGUGCAGGAGUCCAAGUGUCGGCUAUCCUCAGGCGACCCACAGCAGGAGGAGAGGCGGCGCAGGGAGCAGGAAGAGUCUGCAGCUGCUGCAGCAGCAGUAGAAACAGUUACAGCCAUGUCUGUUCCCUCUGAGCCCAUGGAGCUCCAGCCUCUGCACCCAGAUGACAAAGACGUCACACUGUUGAUGGAACCCCCACACACACAUCCACACUCCCACCCUCACCAGCACCCUGACUUCAAAGAGGAGCUGAGCCACCAUCACCCACACCACCCCCAUCACCAUUCCAAUGAGCUGGACUUGGAGACUAUGCAGGCAGUCCAGUCCCUGACCCAGGGGGAGGCCCAGGAUGAAGAGACUGAACCGCAGCCACACCACGGGGCUUACCAGGACUGUGAGGAGACCCUAGCCGCCUGCCGAACCCUGCAAAGUUACAGCCACACAGGGGAGGCAGAGGAGGAGACCCUGGCCUUAGUGGAGGAGUGUGGGACCUCCCAGCACAGCAGCCCCGUCCCUAAUCCUCCAGUGCCAGCCCUAGCCAGUCAGUCUGUGCGUUCAGUAAACAGUCCAGGGUUACCCCCAGGCAUCAUCGACACAACACAAGCAGGACAGAGGGGAGGGACACCUGGCCCCACAGGAGCAGGAGGCAGUGGUGGCGGUGCUGGAGGGGGGUACACCCAGAUCACACCAGAACAUCCCAGUUCUCUAUCUGCCCCAUCCCAGCAGAACAUGGAGACAUCGCCAAUGAUGGAUGUGCCGUCUGUUUCAGACCACUCGCAGCAGGUGGUGGACAGUGGCUUCAGUGACCUGGGCAGUAUAGAGAGCACCACAGAGAACUAUGACAACCCCAGCAGUUAUGACUCCACCAUGGGCGGAGGGGGCAAUGGGACAGGGAAUAGCGGGAACGGAGGGGGAAUGGCUGCUGCUGUAGUUGCAGGAUCUUCCACAGCUUCCUCGUCAUCUGCCUCAUCCUCUUCCAGCUCGGCUACACCGUCCUCGUCCGCCCAGUCUAACAGCUGCUCCUUUGUGCCAGCCCCCAGCCUCACAUCCUCCACAGGAGCUGGCGGACCCCAGCUGGCGAUGGGCAGCUGUAGCCUCAUUCAGCAGGCAGGGCCAGGGCCCAACAACGGUCCAGGUGCCAGUGGUGUAGGUAGUGCUGUGCCCCAGCCUCCACCACCUCCACCGCCAUCCAACACGCCCAGCUGUGGUAUUAAGUCUCCUCAGAGCUGUGGUGUGAUUGAAAGGCCUCCUAGCACCAACCAGCAGCAGCAGCAGUCACAAAAGAAGGUUCCUCAGCAGCAAGCCCCCAACCCUCAGCCUCCACCCUCAGCACCACCACCACCUCAGCAACAACAGCAAGCCUUGUCCCAGUGUAGCAUGGGCAAUGGCUUUGCCUCCACGCCCAUGAUCAUGGAGAUCCCAGAGAGUGGAGGUGGGGGAGGGGGACGCACCCUCUAUGAGCGCAUGGGUCAGGACUUUGGCACAGGGGGCUACCCCCAGCCCUCAGCAACAUUCAGCCUGGCCAAACUCCAGCAGCUCACCAACACCAUCAUGGACCCCCAUGCCAUAUCCUACUCUCACUCAGCCUCUGUCACCUCCUACGCCACCAGCGUUUCUCUCUCCAAUCCUGGGCUGGCCCCUUCACCCCACACUCCCCUCCCUCAGGGCCAGCCCACUAUGACCCCACCUCCUAACCUUAGCUCUGGCUCCAUGAACCUGGGCUCUUUACAACUGCAGUGCAACAUGCCCACCACCAACAUUGGUCUGGGACCCCCGCCACACACCCAGAGGCUACAGGGCCAGAUGGCUACAGUCAAAGGCCAUAUUGCCAUCCGGUCCAAAGCCACUCAGCAGUUGGCCCCAGCCCCACAUCAGCAGCAGCUCUAUGGCCGCACCUCAGGGGCUGUGGCCAUGCAGGGCACGCCGCGCACUUUGGCUGUGCAGCGCGGCAUGAUGCCAAACCUCAUGCCCACACCGGCACCGUACAAUUCCAUGAACAUGGCACCCCUCAAUGCCAUGUCAGCUAGCUACCGAAUGCCCCAACCCAUGAUGAACAGUGGUUAUCAUGGUAAUCCCCCCUACAUGAAUCAGCCAGCUCAGUACCCCAUGCAGAUGCAGAUGGGCAUGAUGGGAGGGCAGGGUUACCCACAGCAACCUAUGCAGCCCAAUCACCAUGGUAACAUGAUGUACACUGGCCCCUCCCAUCACAGCUAUGCUGGUGUCCCAAAACAGUCACCCUAUAUGAGCAGAUGAGCGUCCAAGAACUGAGGAAGGAGACAUGGGGCCAGAGCUGAUACUCGCUGUACUCUAAAUGUCCAUUACUCCUGAUCACCCUCUCCGGUGCCUCAGUAGGCACCAGUGGGUGUAGGUGAUGGAGACAGAGAGGGUCUUUGGGUUUCCUGUUUUUAUCUGUUGUCAUUUUGUCCCUUUUUAUUUGGGCUCGUUUCCCUCCCCUCCCAGCUGGCUGUGUAUGGGAGCAAGUUGGUAGGAUUCGGGCUAAGUGUGUGUACAUGGACCUCAGCCGUGCUGCUUUGAGCCAGGUCUGCACAGCCCUCUGUUACAUGGUUUCACACAGGCCCAGGAGUCCCCUCCUCCUCAUUACGUGCAGGAGGAGAGUGGGGGAGGACAGAAUGAUGAGGAAGAUGCAGAGAAAGACAAUACAGGAAUACCUUGCUUUGUCAGACUGCAAAUGAAAAAACUGAUUAACUGAAUAUAUUCAAACAUGCACACAAUCUUUUAAUUGAUAUAGGAAGCCUUACCUUGAAAAAGAGACAAUGAAACAUUGUAGGCAAACUCUUUUUUGUUUUGUUAAACAUAAUAUUGAAUCUUAUUUUUGUUGUUGUUGUUUUUGUUUAUUGUUUUUUGAAAUAAUCGUGUGCAGUCCGACCUCCUAUAUGCUUUGGUCUUUAUAUGUGUGGCAUUCUGAAAUGGUGUUACACCCUCUUUCUCUCUCAGAAAAACCUGAACAUCUCUGUGGCCACUUGGUCAGACGGCUUUUCACUCAGUUCCAGAAAAGCGUAGGAGCGGGGCUUCCUGGUGUCGAGCUGUUUCCAGAGUCUCUGUCUUCCCAGAUGGACAGUGUUGUACCAAAAACACAAGCAAGACACAGAAGAGACAAACGCAUUUUAUGCCCAUAAAUGAAACAAAGUAGCAUUAUUUUACAGUUUUCCGCUUCUCUGAAAUAUUUAGAUGUAAAUAUUCAGGUACUUCCCAAGAUCCAGUGCACACACACACACACACACGCAAAUAUACACAGGCUAGCUGUCGCCAGUUGGUGGCUAGCUCAGGACAGUACAACAUCCAGCUGUCCACACUCCACUGGCAGACGGUGUAAAAUGUCAGCCUUUUUUAGCAGUUUAAGGAAUGCAGAACAAACAGCGGAACUUCCAUUUUACUGCUUUAAGGAAAGUCGGUUUACUAUAGCUGACCUCCCCUCCUUAAGUGUUUGUGACCCAAAGAGGUCGAGGAGUCUGCAUUUGAACGGUGUAUUCUGUUCACCUGUUGUUGUUGUUGUUGUUUUUUUUUUUCUGCAAAGUUCUGCACUCUCAUUGGCUAGAAAUAUGGCAGCAGAGAGUUGGCCUUUAUAGAAGGUGCACCUAAAUGCCUGAUCUAGUGCAUGGUUUGGUCCUCGUAUAGAGGCGCACAUAAAUGCAGGGUCGGAGAUGAGCAAGUGUGUCCAAGUCCUGCUUGUUAAGGCGUGAAACUGGCAGAGGUGAAACGGUUUGACCUUGUUGCUCCAUGUACCAGUAUUCAAAGUCAAAAGAGGAGUUUUUCAUUUUUCCUACAGACCUGACAUUGCAUACUUUAUUUGUGUGUAUUGUUCUGUUCUGUACUUUAUAUUCAUUUAGUUUCUUUCUGAAUUUUAUCAGACUGGGCAGCUUUCUUUUAUGACACAAGCUGACUCUUUUUGACUUUAGAGAACCUAUUGUAGAGAAAAUGUUUUUCUAUAAUAUAAAAGUAAAUUCUGACAUUGAUAUUGGUACUGUCAUUUUUUUCAAUUCUGUUUCAGGAAACAAAAAACUACAUAUUUUUUAGCUCGCCUCUUGGGUAAUAAUUACUAAGAAAUUCAAAAUUUAAAAAAAUUACCACUCACUUUUAGUGACUUUAAGACGCCUUUAACCUCUCCAUUCCAUCUCAUCUCUAGAGUUUUUCUAUCUUUGUGUAGUAUAUUAAUGCUAUUUUAAACAAAGGGACUACAAAUACCUAAAGGUCACUUGGCAUUCUUUUUUUUUUUUUUUUUUUUUUUUUUUUUUUUUUUUUUUCUUAUUUUUAUGUAUAGAAUGACUUCCUGACAUUUAAGAGGCAUGUAAAAAUAAGCUCAGUAUAUUUCUGUCUGUUUAUAUCGCUUCCCUUUUUGUAUCCUUUGUAAUUGUACAUGUUGCGUUGUAUGCUAAGAGAGGGCGCAAAUGAAAGAGGGGAGUGGGCAAGCUGGGCACUCAGUGAAGGUCGAUUUGCGCUCAGUGGCCUCAGCUCUACUCUGUUCCUGUAUGUAUUUCCUUUUAUUUGUUUUUUUUUCUUUCUUUCUUUCUUAGCAAGUACUUUCAAAGAACUCUGUACAUUUUAACAUAAAAUGAAAAUAAAUUAUGUUGAGCCAUUCAGGUUUCCCAUGAGAAUUUUU
Messenger RNA from Monopterus albus (swamp eel), 10502 nucleotides. It is a transcript of the gene kat6a, whose product is annotated as K(lysine) acetyltransferase 6A. The coding region runs from base 1355 to 8137 and encodes 2260 amino acids. The transcript is spliced from 17 exons. Gene Ontology annotation, biological process: nucleosome assembly; regulation of transcription by RNA polymerase II. Lineage: Eukaryota; Metazoa; Chordata; Actinopteri; Synbranchiformes; Synbranchidae. Gene Ontology annotation, molecular function: transcription coregulator activity; histone H3 acetyltransferase activity; chromatin binding. The record is from RefSeq and is a predicted model, not a curated record. Gene Ontology annotation, cellular component: chromatin; nucleosome; MOZ/MORF histone acetyltransferase complex.